UCUGCCACCACCCACUGCCAGCGUCCCACUCUCUGCUGGGGGGCAGCUCGCCGCAAUGGAGAAACACAGGGACCCCACACGUCCCAGAGCUGCGACAGCCCAGGGGAUCGGACCCAGAAUCACCUGCUGGUUCCAGAGACUGCAGAGUGGCUCCAAGGAAUGUGUGAAUGAAGAUAAACCUCAGAAAGAAGAGAAAUCAUGUAAAACCCUGAACAUUGUCCUUCUGGGGAGAAGUGGAACUGGAAAAAGCGCAGCUGGAAACACCAUCCUUGGAAAGAAGGAGUUUACGUCAGAGCUCCGAGCUCAGCCCGUCACCAAGACCAGCGAGAGCGCCACGGGGAGCUGGCGUGGGCAGGAAGUGGUGGUGGUGGACACACCGUCCCUCCUUGGCAUGCCCGGUGAGGGAGAGCAUCCGCCUACACCGAGGGAGGAGGCCGAGCACAUUCUGUCUCUCUGUAAGAGAGGCAACACUGUGAUGGUCCUGGUGUUGCAGCUGGGGAGGUUCACUCAGAUGGAAGAGAAGUCUAUGCGGGUACUCAGAGCCAUCUUUGGGAAGGAAGUGGACAAACACACGAUAGUGCUCUUCACCCGAAAGGAGGACCUAGGGUCUGAGAAGAUUGAAGAUUACGCCAAGAACACAGACAACAAGGCUCUUCGGAAGAUAAUUGAGAAGUGUGAGGGGAGAGUUUGCGCAUUCAAUAACAAGGAAACCGGGGAAGCUCGAGAAGCCCAGGUGGAAGAACUUCUGACGAUGGCCAGUACACUGAUAGAGAGAAAUGGCGGCUACGUCUCCAGAGGCAAGGCUAUCUCGGGGAAAAGAAAUGGCUCUGAGCAGUCACACUGCUAGGGAACUCGUGGUGAGAGGCAACUCAGUGGUGGGUUAAUCGCUCCACAUGAGGGAGCCGCCAAGUUUAACAGAAGCACUUUCUAGGGCAGGGCAAUGUUUCUCUUCCUCAUCAAUAAACAAAUCUUUAAAAUGC
Molecule: messenger RNA, 980 nt
Organism: Erinaceus europaeus (western European hedgehog)
Lineage: Eukaryota; Metazoa; Chordata; Mammalia; Eulipotyphla; Erinaceidae
Product: GTPase IMAP family member 8-like
Exons: 4
Coding region: 56-847 (263 amino acids)
Molecular function (GO): GTP binding
Source: RefSeq, a predicted model, not a curated record